AUGGCCUUUACCCAGAAGGAAUGGGAGCAGCUGGAUCCUGUUCAGGGGAACUUGUACAAGGAUGCGAUGCUGGAGAACUACAGCAACCUGGCCUCAAUGGCAGGGUAUGAAACUCCCCAACCAAACAUGAUCUCCAAGUUAGAAAAAGGAAAGGAGCCAUGGUUGAGAAGGAGGAAGAGACCUAGUCAAGGUUGUCUGAGUGAAGUCAUGAGACAUAAGCAAAUUGUAGCCAAUGGAGAAGAAGCCCAGCAAGAUGAUGACGAGGUAGAAAAGCCCCAGGAAUCUCAAAACAAACUCGUUAGGGAAGACGCAUCCAAGAAGACAAUUCUGACUGUAAAGAAAGGCUUUGAGCAUAGUGCAUUGGGGAAAAAAAUUAAAGUGAAUGCAAAACAUGUUCCUUCCAAAAAGAGACUUCUUAAAUUUAGUUCACACGGGAAGAGUUUGAAACAAAAUGUCGACUUGCCUGUUCAUAUAAGAAACUGUGUAAAAAAGAAACCUGAUGCAGCUAAAGAACACAGGAAAUCACUCGGGCAUAGUUUACCUGCUACAAAGAAAGAGAAACCUGAGACUGGGAAGAAACGUGAGAAAUUAUCCAGCCAUAGCUCUUCUGCCAAGUGUGACAAAACUCAAGCUAAAGUGAAAUCCUAUGAAUGUAAUCAAUGUGGGAAGGUUCUCAGUCAUAAACAAGGACUUAUUGAUCAUCAUCGGAUUCAUACUGGGGAGAAACCCUAUGAAUGUAAUGAAUGUGGGUUAGCCUUUAGCCAAAAGUCUCAUCUUGUUGUACAUCAGAGAGUUCACACUGGAGAAAAACCAUAUGAAUGCAUUCAGUGUGGCAAAGCUCACAGUCAUAAACAUGCGCUCACUGAUCAUCUGAGAAUUCAUACUGGUGAUAAGCCCUAUGAAUGUACAGAAUGUGGGAAAACCUUUACACAUAGUUCAAACCUCAUGCAACAUGUGAGAUCUCAUACAGGUGAGAAGCCCUAUGAAUGCAAAGAAUGUGGAAAAUCCUUUAGAUAUAACUCAUCUCUGACAGAACAUAUGAGAACUCAUACAGGUGAAAUACCAUAUGAAUGUACUGAAUGUGGAAAAGCCUUUAAGUAUAGUUCAUCCCUUACAAAACAUAUAAGAAUUCACACAGGUGAGAAGCCCUUUGAAUGUAAGGAAUGUGGGAAAGCUUUUAGCAAGAAGUCACACUUAAUUAUACAUCAACGGACUCAUACGAAGGAGAAACCCUAUGAAUGUAAAGAAUGUAGAAAAACCUUUGGACAUAGCUCAUCACUUACUUACCACAUGAGAACUCAUACAGGUGAAAGUCCUUUUGAAUGUAAUCAGUGUGGCAAAGCUUUCAGACAAAUCGAAGGCCUUACUCAACAUCAGAGAGUUCACACUGGGGAGAAACCCUAUGAAUGUAAUGAAUGUAGGAAAUCAUUUAGCCAAAAGGCCCACCUUAUUGUGCACCAGAGAACCCACACUGGAGAGAAACCCUAUAAAUGUAGUGAAUGUGGAAAAGCCUUCAGUGCGAAGUCACAGCUUGUUAUACAUCAGAGAUCCCACACUGGAGAGAAACCCUAUGAGUGCAGUGAAUGUGGAAAAUCUUUCAAACAAAAUAUAUCCCUUACCAAACAUGUGAAAACUCAUUCAAAGUGA
Molecule: messenger RNA, 1647 nt
Organism: Chrysochloris asiatica (Cape golden mole)
Lineage: Eukaryota; Metazoa; Chordata; Mammalia; Afrosoricida; Chrysochloridae
Gene: ZFP37
Product: ZFP37 zinc finger protein
Exons: 3
Coding region: 1-1647 (548 amino acids)
Biological process (GO): regulation of DNA-templated transcription
Source: RefSeq, a predicted model, not a curated record